CAUCAGCCAGGCCAGGGGUAUUGUGCAGGGGCUGGGUCCAGAAGAGGGAGAGGAAGGCUCCAGCAGGGCAGGUAAUCCUGGCCCGGGUUAGAAAUCAGGCUGAAGUUACUCAUUAGCAGCUGGAAGGGUCAAGGGUCGAGGCCAGGGGGCUGGAGGCAGUGGACUGAGCAGCCAGAGGGGAGAGCAGCUAAGGCAGUCGGCCCACGCCACCCACUCUGCCGCCUGAAGAUGUUCCACCGAGUGUGGGCCGCUCUGCUGUCCCUCUAUGGCAUCCUCCUCAAUUCCGUCUACCAGUGCCCCGAGCACCCUCAGCUGAUGGCUCUUGGCGUGGAUGAGAAAGAGCUCCCAGAGCCCCACCUGGGCCGAUGGUACUUCAUCGCCGGGGCAGCUCCCACCAAGGAGGACUUGGCCACCUUUGAGUCUGUGGACAACAUCGUCUUCAGCAUGGCUCCUGGCCCCGCUCCGAGGCGGUUCCAGCUUAGUGCCACCGUCCGCACGAAAAAUGGGUUGUGUGUGCCCCGGAAAUGGAUCUACCACCUCCCUGAGGGGAGCACCGAUCUCAGAACUGAAGGCCGCCCUGACAUGAAGACCGAGCUCUUCUCCAGCUCGUGCCCAGGAGGGAUUAUGCUGAAAGAGAUGGGCCAGGGUUACCAACGCUUUCUCCUCUACAAUCGCACCCCACACCCUCCAGAGAAGUGUGUGGAAGAAUUCCGGUCCCUGACCUCCUGCCUGGACUCCGGAGCCUUUUUACUGAUUCCCAGAAACCAAGAGGUCUGUGAGCUGCCCAGUAACCGACAUGGAACUGCAGCCGUGGUCCCAGCCAGAUACGGUGGGAGCUGAGUGCUGAGGGAGGAACACUGGAGACUCCUUUUGCCGAUAAUAAAAGUGAUUGUUCAGCC
Messenger RNA from Fukomys damarensis (Damara mole-rat), 899 nucleotides. RefSeq names its product apolipoprotein M (gene Apom). NCBI's taxonomy places the organism in Eukaryota, Metazoa, Chordata, Mammalia, Rodentia, Bathyergidae. Bases 229 to 840 code for a protein of 203 amino acids. Gene Ontology annotation, biological process: high-density lipoprotein particle remodeling; cholesterol efflux; high-density lipoprotein particle assembly. The record is from RefSeq and is a predicted model, not a curated record. The transcript is spliced from 6 exons. Gene Ontology annotation, cellular component: high-density lipoprotein particle; very-low-density lipoprotein particle; low-density lipoprotein particle. Gene Ontology annotation, molecular function: lipid carrier activity; phospholipid binding.